UGAUCCAUCCGACGGGCCUUCGGUCUCUCAGCUUGACUUGUCUGGCAAGGUUCCGCCUGGUGUGUGGUUGCCCAGGCCGAGAGACUGCGAGCCAGGGGUCGUAGUGCUGAGCACUUUGAUAUGCCGAUCUGCGGGCAGACUUGCCGGCAUCUGACCUGCUGGCACUCACACCUGCCGACUCGCAGAUCGUCACAGCCGCUGCUGCCGCAUUAUUUGAUCCGUCUGUCGAUUCCUCUAUCGAUCCAUCCGUCGAUCCAGCCAACCCAUGUCCGUGUUCAUCGGCACUGAAACCGCCAUUGCCGGCGCUGGUCUGCUUGCACUGGCUCUGGCCAGCCUCCGCCUGAGCCCGGCCCGGCCCUCGUCCUCGUCGUCCUGGUACUUUCCUGUCUCCCAGAGCGAAGACGAUGCUCCGCACAGUCCCUGGAGCCACGACAGCUCCCCCGAGCUCGAUCAGUACAACCUCGAGUUUUAUGAGCGUACCAGGCGCUGGCGCAUCCUCGACGGCGUCCUGGUGCUUCUGUCGCUGCUCUUCGGCGGCAUUGCCGUCCACGGCCUGUAUCUGGACUUGCUCAGGUCCGGCCGCGUCGAUCUCUCGCUUCUGCCCGAUGCCGUCUGGGUCAUUGUCUCGCUGGCCUUGGUCUACUACAACGGCUUGCUGGCAACCUGGCCUCGCGAGAUUGCCGAUGCCGUCGAAAACGACGCCCCGAUCUACUACCGUUUCCAGACGGUAUACUUUGUGCUGGUGGUCGAUGGCAUUGCGGCCCUCGUCUCUCCCGACCAGAGGUCCGAGCCAUCUGGAGCAGGCACUUUUGAUGCUCUGAAGGUCGCUGGACUGGCCAUCGCCCUCCUGCUCUUCUUUGCCGAGCCCGUGCGCCAGCUGUUUCGACCCAUCCGCACGCAGUUCUCCAAGCGAGUGCCGUCGAAGGAGCGCUCGGCCUCGCUCUUUGCUCUCCUUACUUUCAGCUGGCUCGGCGACCUGAUCUACCUGGGCAACCAGCGCCAGCUUGCACCGGGCGACGUGUGGGAUCUGGAUCCGUCCGAGAAGACCGAGACGGUUUACAAGAUUUAUGAGAGAGUCAAGCCAAAGUACAGGACCUUGUGGAUCCGCUUGUUCAUGAGCACCUGGAAAACGAUCGUGAUGAACGUAGUAUGGAACGUUGUCGCCACUAUACUAUCCCUCGCUGGUCCCCUCUUUCUCAACGCCAUCCUCAACUGGAUGCAGUGUCCCCAUGCCAACUCGUACACCGCUUGGGGCUAUCUCCUGGGCUUGUUCUCUUGUUCGAUCAUUCAAGCCAUGCUCAACGGACAAAUGUACUUCAACGGACGACGAACCGGCACCCGUUUGCGAGCCAUCCUGAUCCGCGAGAUCUACGAAAAGUCGCUGCGCCGUCCAGCAACCGUCGGCCAGUCCUCGCAGGGCACCGGCGAUGGCAAGAGCGAGCCAGGCCAGCAAGACGCAUCGCUCGGCAAGAUCGUGACGCUCAUGAGCUCCGACACCGAAACCAUCCGAAACAUGGUUUGCUACAUUCACGUGCUCCUCGAGACCCCCUUGCGGCUCCUCUUGUCGAUCGGACUGAUGGUCUAUUUUAUCGGGUACUCUGCCCUUGUCGGCCUCGCCGCCAUCCUGAUAUGUGUCCCAAUCACCUCGUGGCUGGGAAGCUGCAUCAACCGCCAGCAGCGCCGUGCGAUGGAGAAAACCGACAAACGAGUCACCGCCACGAACGAAGCGCUCCAGGGGAUCCGCAUCAUCAAGUAUUUUGCGUGGGAGCCGCACUUUAUCAAGCAGAUCAACGUCGACCGGACCGAAGAGCUCCAAUGCAGGCUUCACGUGCGGCUCUUGCACAUGGCCUUCAGCACCAUCUCUGAGAGCGGCGGCCUCUUUUGCGCCUUUGGAAGCUUCGUGACCUUUGUGUUGACCGGGAAUGUCCUCGACGCCGCCACGGCUUUUACGACCCUCAGCAUCUGUCAGCAGGUGACUUGGGCCCUGUCCCGACUUCCGAACGAGGUUAUGUGGAUUUUGCGCGCAAUGGUCUCGCUCGAGCGCAUCGAAAAGUUCCUCGGCGAGGAGGAGCUCCAGAAGUUUGCCGAGAAGGACAUCCCCAGCCGCUCCGAGAUGGACCACCGCUUCAAACCUAACGGAUUCGACCAAGCCACAUACAUCUACUACGGCAGCGGCGACUCGAGCGUCCGUUCGUCCAAGGCAUCGCUGCAGCUAUCCUCUAGCAUCGUCCAGCUCGAGAACCCGGGACAGGAAGAGUCCUCGGCCUUUACCUUGAACAAUCUGAACCUCGACAUUCCGCUGGGCAAGCUCACGGUUGUUUGCGGCCCGACCGGAGCUGGCAAGAGCUCGCUCAUCCUGGCGCUCGUUGGAGAAAUGCGCCGUAUCGGCGGCCACUGCUACUUCCCGUCGCGACCCAACCGCUCCUCUGGAUCCAUCGUUGCGGGCGAGGUCGCCUAUGUGGCCCAGACCGCCUGGCUCAUGAACGCCACCAUCCGAGACAACAUCCUCUUUGGCGAAGACUAUGACGAAGACCGCUACCACCGGGUUGUGUUUGCCUCGGCCCUCGUCCGCGACUUCCAGAACCUCGAAGGCGGAGAUCUCACCGAGAUUGGCGAGAAGGGUGUCAAUCUGUCGGGAGGGCAGAAGCAGCGCAUCUCUCUGGCCCGUGCGCUCUACUCGCGUGCUCCCUUCGUCCUGCUGGAUGACCCGCUUUCGGCAGUUGAUGCACCCACCGCCCGCCACCUUCUGCACCACGGGAUCCUCGGCUUCCUCAAGAAUCGCACCUGUGUUUUGGUCCCACCCGCCGUCGGCCUGGUUGCCCCACAUGCCAACCACAUUGUGGUCAUGCGCAACGGAGCCAUCGCCUGCCAGGGCACCGCGGCCGAGGUGCUCCGGAGCCCCGAGUCCGAAGGCAUCCUCGACGAUCAGAUUCUGGCUGUCCGGCCAAGCGAGGUCGAGAACGCCACAUCCUUGCAGGUGCCCAACCACGAAGAAAUCAAGAAGUUGCUCAGCGAGGCGAGAGGCAAGACGCUGGUGCAUGAAGAGGCCCGUGUCAAGGGUGCCGUCGAAUGGGCCGUCUAUUCGCGCUUCCUCAAGGCCUGUGGAGGCAUUUUCUUUGCCUUCUGCUUCGUAUUCUUGUUUGUGAUCAUGAUGUCGGCUGGAUUUGCAAACAGCUGGUGGCUCAAGAAAUGGACAGAUGCCAGCUCGGGCAACGGCAACUCGACUAUUUGCCCUGUGGCCAACGCUUCACUCAUCGCAGCUGGAGGUCCACUGGCGCAGCAUUCGACAUUCCCUUCCUUCCGUAUCGUCGCCCCGCCAAUGUUGGAUACAGACUAUGCACUGCCAACAACCCUUUGGAACUAUCUCGGCACGGUCUUACCCUCACCAUCGGCAACCACAGGAGCCGUUGGUUUGUCAGCAGCGGACAGCCACUCACCAUACUACUACGUUACUGUGUAUGCGCUCAUCGGGCUCUCAGUCAUCCUGUCGACAAACCUCCAUACAUUGGUGCAAGUCAUGGGCUCGUACUCGGCCUCCAAGGCUCUGCACGCACAGCUCCUCAAGGCUGUGCUCGGCGCACCGCUUCGCUUCUUUGAGAUUACUCCGCUGGGUCGCAUCUUGAACCGAUUCUCGAAGGACAUGGGUCACGUCGAUGACGAAGUGAUGUGGUCGGUUGGGUUCUUCUCGACAUGGCUGUUCCGCGGUGCCUCAGUGCUGAUCAUUGUGGCCUACAUCACGCCUCCGUUCAUACUGCUGAUCGUGCCGGUUGCACUGAUCUAUAUGUAUGUCGCCAAGCUGUACCUGACCUGCUCCCGCGAGCUCAAGCGCCUCGAGAGCGUUUCGCGCAGCCCCAUAUACUCUCAGUUCUCGGAGACGAUUGCCGGAACAUCCACCAUCCGCGCUUACGGAGCCGAGUCUCGGCUCCUUCUCGAGAGCUCCGAGCGCGUCGACGAGAAUCAUCGCUCCUUCUUCUACAUGUGGGCAGCCAACCGCUGGCUCUGCAUGCGAACGGAUAUCAUAGCAGCCCUGGUCGUGUUCUGCGCUGGCGCUGCCGUCGUCAGCGGCCAAGUCAGUGCCGGAUGGGCUGGCGUCAGUCUGACAUAUGCCAUGUCACUCACCAGCAGCCUUCUUUGGAUGAUAUGGGGGCAUGCGGAUAUGGUUAUGAACCUGACCAGUGUCGAGCGAAUCGACGAGUACGUGAACAUUCAGCCCGAGGCAGAUGAGUCUGCAGUGACUGUCAAGGCUCCUGUCGGGUGGCCAUCGGCCGGCCGGAUCGAUGUCAGCCACCUGUUCAUGCGAUAUGCCGCCGACCAGCCCAACGUCCUGAAGGACAUGUCGUUCUCAGUCAAGGCCGGCGAGCGCAUUGGUGUCGUUGGCCGCACCGGCGCCGGGAAGUCGACACUCUCGCUCGCCUUCUUCCGCAUCCUGCCCAUCCACCAGGGCCGCAUCAUCAUCGACGACAUCGACAUCAGCCAGAUCAGCCUGCAUGACCUGCGCUCAAACAUCACAAUAAUACCGCAGGACCCCGUGCUGUUUUCGGGCACGAUCCGGUCGAACUUGGACGCUCUCGGCGAGCACGACGACGCCGAUCUGUGGCAAGUGCUCAAGCGAGUGCAUUUCCUGGAUACGCUGCAAGAGUUCAAGAAAAGGUCCCCGCGCACGUCGUUCGGGACUGUCGUCGUCGAGGACGCCAUGGACACCAUCUCGCCCAUGGGUGGAUCGGCAGUCCUGUCCCAGGAGAGCGAGACCAAGUCGUUCACCCUUGAGUCGCCCGUCGGCGAAAACGGCCAGAACUACUCGCACGGCCAGAGGCAGCUGCUGUGUCUGGCACGGGCACUGCUCAGAAACUCAAAGAUCAUCUUCCUGGACGAGGCCACUGCCAGCGUCGACAACGAUACGGACGCUCGCAUCCAAGUCACGAUCCGAGAGGAGCUCGCCGGAGCAACGGUCCUCUGCAUCGCCCACCGGCUGAGAACGAUCGUCGAUUACGACCGGGUUAUGGUCCUGGACAAGGGCACGAUCGUCGAAUACGACACCCCGCUCAACCUGAUGCAGCGAAAGGACGGCGCCUUCCACAGGAUGUGUCAGGACUCGAACGAAUUCGAGGAGCUCGAGCAGAUUGCAACGGCAGCUUCCCGAUCGAGAAGCCAGAAGUAGCGGUGGACCCAGCGGACCCUAGUUUGCUUGUUCGGGGGGGAGGCUGGCAGUGCUUGCCAGCCAGCUCGGCGGCAUUCUGGUUGAUUUGGUCGGCUGCCACCGGCACAUUUGAAGGCGGUCUGGCAUCGGAGGGCAAUUGCGAUGUGAGCGGCUGCUCCUCGCUCGGACUCUCUGUUGAUGAGUGUAGCGGCUUGUGCGGGCGGCGUGGGAUGUCGUUCGAUUGUCCAUGAAGCAGCUGUAUGACUCAGGAUGGAAAUACACUUGCACUGGCGUCGCGAUUGCCAACAUG
Messenger RNA from Polychytrium aggregatum, 5447 nucleotides. RefSeq lists its product as uncharacterized. The coding region runs from base 266 to 5158 and encodes 1630 amino acids. Lineage: Eukaryota; Fungi; Chytridiomycota; Chytridiomycetes; Polychytriales. Gene Ontology annotation, cellular component: membrane; fungal-type vacuole. The record is from RefSeq and is a predicted model, not a curated record. Gene Ontology annotation, molecular function: ATP binding; ABC-type peptide transporter activity; ATP hydrolysis activity. The transcript is spliced from 11 exons. Gene Ontology annotation, biological process: transmembrane transport.